CCGCCAUGUCUUAUCAUCUCGCAACUUGGUCAUUACUGGCGGCGGCGUUGGCCCCAGCGGUCCUUGCAACCCCACUUUCUACCAAUCCUUACAAUAUUCCUAAUGGGCCGCAACUCAAGGUUGCGCCAUUAAUGGCUUCUGAGCAUCCAUAUGGAACCGUCAACAACUCGUACAUUGUCGUUCUUCGCGAUGACCUUCCUCAGGCGGUCAUGCAGAACCACUUCAACUUCCUCCAGAUGGCUCACGCCUCUGACUCGUUCCUCGGUGACGAGUCUGCAGAGGGCGUCCGUCACUUUUACGACGGAGACAUUAAAGGUUAUGCUGGAGAGUUCACUGAGAACGUCAUUGAGCAGGUACGGCGGAUGCCUGAGGUCAACUUCGUAGAGAAGGACCAAAUCGUCCAUACCAUGGAUAUCAGUACUCAGAAGGGCUCGCCUUGGGGUCUUGCCCGUGUCAGCCACCGUAACAAACUAGGCUUCAGCACUUUCACGAAGUAUCUCUAUGACUCGGACGGUGGUGACGGUGUUGACGUCUAUGUCGUUGAUACUGGUAUCAAUGUCGCCCACUCCGAAUUCGAGGGUCGCGCUUCUUGGGGCAAGACUAUUCCGACCAAUGACGUUGAUGAGGACGGCAAUGGCCAUGGUACGCACUGUGCUGGUACUAUUGCUUCCCGUAAGUAUGGUGUCGCCAAGAAGGCAAACGUCAUCGCUGUCAAGGUGCUGGGUUCCAACGGUAGUGGUACCAUGUCUGAUGUUGUUGCGGGAGUUGCAUGGGCAGCUCAGUCAGCUGUUAAGAAGUUGGCAGCUGCUCGCGCUGAAUUUGCCGCCACUGGGAAGACCAAGCACAAAGGAUCGGUUGCAAACAUGAGUCUUGGUGGCGGAAAGUCUCCCGCUCUUGAUCUUGCGGUCAACCGCGCUGUUGACGCUGGCCUUCAUUUUGCCGUUGCUGCCGGUAACGACAACAAGGACGCCUGCAAGUACUCACCCGCAGCAGCCGAGAAUGCCGUCACAGUCGGUGCCUCCACGCUUGGCGAUGAGCGUGCAUACUUCUCCAACCACGGCGAGUGUGUAGAUAUCUUCGCUCCCGGUCUUAACAUCCUGUCCACGUACAUUGGUAGCAAAGAUGCUAUCGCUACCCUCUCUGGUACUUCAAUGGCGUCUCCCCAUACCGCUGGCGUGCUUGCAUACCUUUUGUCAAUUUACCCCUCUGCCACCUUCGAUCCUACGUUGAGCUCGACGUUCCUUCCUUCAGCACUCAACCUCGAGCACCCUUAUUCCUCAUUCUACUCUCUCUGUCAUGCUGCCCUCCCACGCUGGAUAACCGACUUCAUGCCGUCACCGCAGCUGUUCGUCAAUGCGCCCAUCCCUGACGGUCCAGCUGUACUCUCCCCUUUGGAGCUCAAGAGAGCUCUUCGCAAGCUCGCAUCGUCGAACAUGCUUAGUGAUCUGCCCCCGAAGACAGUGAACUUGCUCAUUUUCAACAACGCUACCGCUUGAACGUGAUAAGUAUAUAACCAGCAGGCAAUUCGCCGUUAUGUUGCAUGGUUUCUGCAGCCUCACCUAUUUAGUUGCAGUUGUAUUAUAUAUCUAAAUCAUCAUACAUAUCAUGGAUUAACAUUGAGAGUCUGAGAGAUCUGUUGAGCGAUUUCGCGUGUUGUCUCCGGUAAUAAUAAUAAUUGUGGACAUAGGGCGCCCCACG
Messenger RNA from Suillus subaureus, 1698 nucleotides. RefSeq names its product peptidase S8/S53 domain-containing protein. Gene Ontology annotation, biological process: proteolysis. The record is from RefSeq and is a predicted model, not a curated record. Gene Ontology annotation, molecular function: serine-type endopeptidase activity. The coding region runs from base 6 to 1496 and encodes 496 amino acids. The transcript is spliced from 4 exons. Lineage: Eukaryota; Fungi; Basidiomycota; Agaricomycetes; Boletales; Suillaceae.